Messenger RNA from Rotaria sp. Silwood1, 4698 nucleotides. The record is from the annotation of a GenBank genome assembly. NCBI's taxonomy places the organism in Eukaryota, Metazoa, Rotifera, Eurotatoria, Philodinida, Philodinidae.
AUGACAAAGAGCAUGAGAGAAAGGAGAAAUGAUGAUGGAUUCCGCUUGUCAGAUAAUAGAAGACGAGCAGAAUCACUUCAAAUAGCACGACAAAAUGAUGAAUUUAAAAACGAAGAAAAUAAAAGAAGAGCUGAAGCUCUUAUGAUUGAACGACAAAAUGAUGAAUUCAAAAAAGAAGAAAAUAAGAGAAGAGCAGAAGCUCAUAAAAUUGAACGGCAAAAUGAUGAAUUUAAAACAGAAGAAAACAAGAGAAGAGCUGAAGCUCUUAUGAUUGAACGACAAAAUGAUGAAUUCAAAAAAGAAGAAAAUAAGAGAAGAGCAGAAGCUCAUAAAAUUGAACGUCAAAAUAUUGAAUUCAGAACACAGGAAAAUGACAGAAGACUGAAUUCACUGAAAAUUAAACGUGAAGAUGAAGAAUACAAACAGGAAGAGAGAAGAAGAAAUGCAUCAAGAAUGCGUAUGAGUCGAGAUAAAUACGAAAAUAAUUUUCAUCUCAUGAAAUUAAAUUAUGAAUCAAAAAUAAAAGAAGGACCUACUCACAUUUGCAGUUGUUGUGGCGGUUUAUGGUUCGAAUAUUCAAUCAAAGAAAUCACAGUUGAGAUGUUGAGAAAUAAAGGAUUACCAAAAGAAUUUAUUGAUACAGUCUGUUAUCUCAAAAAUGCAAUCAUUAAAUUAUGUGUUACUUGUAUAAAGGACAUUAUGUCGAAUAAAGUACCUAAUCUUUGCCUAUCUAAUGGUUUAGCAUUCUAUGAAAUACCAGAUUGUUUGAAAAUCUUGACUGAAUUAGAAGAACGAUUAACAUCACCAAGAAUUCCUUUUAUGGUGAUUCGAACGUUAGGCUUCUGUAAACAGUUUGGUCUCAAAGGUAAUCUGGCCAAUGUUCCGAUGAAUGUUGACACAAAUGUUUCGGUCUUACCAAGAAAGUUUAGCGAUACCCAUACAAUCCAACUAAAACUCAUGAGACAAAUGAAAAAUAAAAACGCCUUUAUGUAUGAAACAAUUCGACCAAAAGUUGUACAUACAGCUGUUAAAUAUCUUGUCGAACAGGAGCUAUAUAAAGGCGAAGGUAUCAUUAUAUCCGAUGAUUGGUUGAAUGAGUAUUCUAAUGAACGAGAAAAUUUCAUUAUUAAAGAUGAAAAUAAAAAUAUUGAUGCGAAUGAAAUCAUGAAGGAAUCAGAAUUUGAUGAUAAUGAUGCCAAUUGGAAUGAAUCCGAUGAUAAACCAAUCGAUCCAGUAGCUACCGAAACAUUAUUAAAUGAUGAGAUUGAAGAUCAGAAUGAUAUCGGUAUUAAAUUUGCUCCAGCAGAGAAUAAUAGACCAAUAUCAAUUUUGAUGUAUAUGAAAGUUGAUGAAUUAACAUUUCCAAAAAUUUAUUGUGGUAAACAAAGAAAAAUCAAAGAAAAUGUUAAAUUGACUUACGCUAAAAUUGCUAAGUCAGAAUUAAGAAUGUUCGAUCGAAGAUGUGGUAGAAUAUCGAAACUAUUUUUUACCUAUAAGAAAUUGCAAACGAGAAAGUUUUCAGAUGCUAUUUCAAUAACUCUAAGAAAAACAAAAAAUACAAAAAAUGUAACUGUUGCACAAAUACUCAAUCGAGAUUAUGUCAAUGGGUUAAUACAUAAUGAUGACGCUUUCACAUUCUUGAGAUGUGAUCGAUCAUCACCAGCAUUCUGGGAACUGAAAAAAAAGGAACUUAUGGCCAUGAACAGGCAAUUAGGUUGUGCUACAAUCUUUUUGACUUUAUCAGCAGCAGAAACAAAGUGGUCAGAACUUAUUGUAAUAUUGGCUAAAGUGUUGGGAAAUAAAGUCAUAACAUUAGAAGAAGCAGAGAAUAUGAGCUAUGAAAAGAAGUGUGAUUUGAUAAAAAAAGAUCCUGUAACAUGUGUUCGUUAUUUUGAACAUAGAAUAAAAUGUCUAUGGGAAAUAUUAUCAGCUCCUUCUGGUCCAUUUCAAGGCUACGAACUAGAAGACAAAUAUGUCAGAAUUGAAUUUCAAGCUCGUGGUUCACCACAUGUUCAUGCCUUGAUAUGGUUAAAAAAUGCUCCAAAAUACGACAAAAAUAAACCUGAAUCAAUUAAAGAAUGUAUAGAAUUUAUUGAUAAACUGAUUUCAGUUAGUUCGAAACCAACACAAUUUUCUGAAGAACUUAUAAGUUUGCAACGUCAUAAACAUUCACAUACCUGUAAAAAAUAUGUGAACGGUUGUAUUAAAUGUCGUUUUGUUAUUCCAUAUUUUCCGAUGAGAGAAACUAUGAUUUUGGAACCAUUUAGUAACGACGAAAAGUUAACUAAAAAAGAACGUGAAGAAAUAAAAUAUAUUAAAAUGAUUCGAGCUGACUUAAAAAAAGCAAAGGUCUUCUUGAAACGUGCUCCAAAUGAAAUGCGAAUCAAUGCAUAUAAUCCACAAAUAAUGUCAUUACACAGAGCAAAUAUGGACAUUCAAUUCAUUCUUGAUCCUUAUGCAUGCUUAAAGUACUGUGUUGAAUACAUCAACAAAUCUGAAAGUGGCAUGUCUAAACUUCUACGAGAAGCAUUGAACGUGUUAAAAAAAGGCAAUAACACAGCCAGAGAACGUCUUAGAGUUAUUGCAAAUAAAUUUUUGAAUUCAAGUGAAAUUUCUGCACAAGAAGCUGUUUAUCAUAUUUUAAGUAUUCCACUUUCCAUCAGUAGCAGAAGUACUGUUUUUAUUAAUACAAACAGACCUGAAAAUAGAAUUUCUAUGCUCAAAUCAGAUGAAAUUCUUCAAAAAUUGGAGCCUGGUUCAAAAGAUGUGUUUAUUGAGGGCUUAAUUGAGAUGUAUGUUAAUAGACCUGACGAAAUGAAAAAUGUUUGUCUGGCUGAUUUUGCUUCGAUGUAUAAUAUUUCAAAGAAAAAAACAGAUAAUGAUCGAAUUAUAGAAAAUUCUGAUGACGAAGAUAUCACUGAAAAUGAAAGUGAUAAUAAAAUUGCUCCUAUGAAAAUGAAAAAUGGAAAUACUGAAGGUGAUAUUUUUGUUGAAAUGGGAAUAAAUACUCGAACUGGAAAAGUCGAACACUUUAAUGUUCCCAAAAUAAUACCAGACACAGAAUAUCAACAAAUGAUGAGAAAUCUUAAUAAUAAUCAAAGGAAAUAUACUCUAAACGUAAUGAAUUUGAUUAAGAAUGGUGAAAAUCAAUUUUUUCAUUUCAUCAAUGGAGGUGCAGGUGUUGGCAAAAGCACUCUAAUCAAAGCAGUGUAUCAAUCAAUACUAAGAUUUUAUAAUUCACUUCCAGGAUAUUAUCCAGAUAGUAUUCGGGCUGCACUAUGUGCACCAACUGGCAAAGCAGCAGCAUUAAUUGAUGGAAUGACUUUGCAUUCAUUUUUAAGUUUACCAGUAAAUCAAUGCAAACAUAAGCUUGUUCAACUAAAUAGCGAUGUUUCGAAUAGAAUUGGAGUCAAAUUAAAAGACUUGCAAUUAUUAAUAAUAGACGAAAUAUCAAUGGUUGGUUUUACAAUGUUUCAACAAGUUGAUGCACGUUUGCAGCAAAUAAUGAGAACAAAGAAACCAUUUGGUGGAAUAUCAGUCAUAGUUUUAGGCGAUUUCAAUCAAUUAAGACCAGUUGGUGAUAAAUACAUAUUCCAGUUUAAUAAUUCAUAUAAUGCUUUAGUAGAUAGUCCAUUAUGGUCAUUAUUUGAAUUAUUUGAAUUAACAGAAAUUAUGAGACAAAAGGAUGAUAAGACUUUUGCCAUUGCAUUAAGUAAUAUCGGUAAAGGAACAAUGACAGGUGAAGAUAUUCAUCUGUUAAAGUCACGAAUUGUUUCAACUGAAAAUUUGGAAACGAUUGAAGAUGCCAUAAGGAUAUUCAGAAGCAAUGCUGAAGUUGAUGCAUACAAUACAAAAGUAUUGGCUAAUCUUAAUACUGAAGGUGCAACUGCCAAUGCAUAUGACUUUUGUAUUGGUGAUGGACUUGUAUCAUUAAAAGAAAAAGUGUUGAACAACGUAAAGAAUCUCAAAACAACUGAAACUUGUGGCUUACCACUUAAAAUCGAUUUGAAAGUGGGCGCUAAGUAUAUGUUGACAGUCAAUUCUGAUACGGAAGAUGGAUUAGUCAAUGGUGCUUGUGGAAAAUUAGUAAUGAUUGAUUACGGAAAACUUCAAAAAACUAAUGAAACAGUACCAUGUAGAAUAUGGAUUAAAUUCAAUGAAGAAAAAACUGGAAGAAAAGCUAGAGCCAAUUUUCACAAUGUAAUGCGUAAUAAAAAUAUUGAUUCUAGUCUUACACCAAUCGAACCAGUAAUACGUCAAAUAAAUACGAAGUCAACGAAUUUCAAAGUAGAACGAAAGCAGUUUCCAAUAGUACCUUGUGAAGCUAUGACCAUAUACAAAAGUCAAGGCGGUACUUACGAGAAGGUUGUUGUCAAUUUGAAGAAGGGAAUGACAAGAUCUGAAUUAUAUGUUGCUUGUAGUCGUGCAACAAAAGCAAGUGGUUUAUACUUAAUUGGAGACUUCGUUCCACCAAAACCACCUGAACGUAAUGAUGCAGUGACGUUGAUGUUCAAAACUAUGAGAUCCGAGCGAAUGCUGAAAUUUUUGCUUGCAUUUCCUGAAGAAUCUGAAGAGAAAAAAUUUUCCAUUAUCGUUCAUAAUGUACAAUCAUUGAAUAAGCAUAUUUCAGAUGUUAAAUUUGACAAAACAGUUUUGUCUUCUUCCAUGAUAAGUCUUGUUGAAACAUGGACAAAACCA